This is a messenger RNA of Cuscuta epithymum, 1201 nucleotides long. The record is from the annotation of a GenBank genome assembly. NCBI's taxonomy places the organism in Eukaryota, Viridiplantae, Streptophyta, Magnoliopsida, Solanales, Convolvulaceae.
GGCGAAGAUGGCUGCGGCCAAAGCGGCCAGGGAGGCCGCCGCCCAUGGUGCCGGAUCGUCUGCCUCUGACGCCGCCCGUCGGACUGCAGAUGGUGAGCAGCAUCUGAUUGCCACCCUCCUGAAUGAGGGGGCCAUACCCCAUCAUGCUGAAUCUGCUCUCCCCCCCGCCGGUCGUCACAACGAAGGUGGUUCCCAAGAAGGGGGGCGAGAGGGCCCCAGAGAAGAAGCCGAAGAGGGGGCGAGACUGCUCUUCCUCCGGCCCCAUUGUUGAAGAUGCCAACGGUCUCUCCCUGAGCCGGCCGGCGGAAGAGCUUUGGAGGGAGCUUGGGGCCAAGGCCGGCCUCGAACUGGCCCCUCGGUCGUCUUCUGAAGCGACCAGCGCCGCUCUGGCAGCGGCCAUCCAGGGCUGUUGGUGCUGCAAGCCGAGGCUGCCAGGGAGGCCGCCCUGCAGGAGGCGAGGAGCAAGGCUGAUGCCGCCAUAUUGAAGGCUCGGGAGGUCGCCCGUCGGGCAGAAGAAGAGGCUGCCUCAGCCAGGGAGGAGCUUCGGUCCCUUCGGGCUGAAACUGGCGCCCAACUGGCCUGUCUGGAGAAGGCCGGCUUCAAGCUUAUGCCGGUGCUUCCGGCCCCCAAGGGUGCUAACCCGGAAUGGUGCGUCGAUACCUCCGGCUACCGGAAUACUGGCGAGUUCAUGGACUCGGCCAAGGAUUUCUGCGCUGGGGCCUUUGGAGACGUGUUCUCCCAUGCCCUGGAGAAGGUCCCGGCGAAGGAUCGUCUGAAAUACGGCGUGCGGCUAAUGGGAAGCUCCCCCUUAUCGCGCCAAUUCCUUUAUGAUUCUGCUGAUAGCGCCUUCGCCGGUGGCUAUAACGAAGGGGUCAAAGCCUUUCUCCCCAUCUUUGAGAAGCUUCUGGGCCCUGACGUCAACCCGGCCGAUCAUACGGAAGAGGACCUGCUGAUCGAAGCCCUGGGGAAAAUAAAGCGGGAUAGGCGCCGAGCGGCGGCCAUAGCCAUGGGGGAUAUCCCGGAACCCCCAACCCCUGAGCCCGAGCCUCAGGUGGAAGAGCACACUCAUGCCGGGAGCCGGCCAUCGUCCCCCCAUAUGUGCUGAUUUAUAUUUUAGUCUAGCCUUCCUUCCGACUGUAGCGUGUAGACUUGUACUUUCCAGCCGAUAGUGCUGAAGAAUAAAAAUCCAUGUUUUGCCAAA